GCCCAUUCCGGGAAGGUGUCGAGCGAUUAGCAAAUCAAAAAAAAAACUAUUUCAGGAAUCUUUUUGGUUUUAGUUGCUAUGCCAGGAAACGGAUGGUGGACAAUGUGGGUCAGUUUGGACUGAACGGAGCAGCAAGACGCCUCUGUGACGGGCAACGGCGCGCUUGUGAGAGUAUACAUUCUGGUGUUUAGCGGGAUAUAUCUAACCCAAAGGUUUGGAAAGAGAUACAUUAGGAAUGACUGCAGCCCUUCCUUUGGGAAUGUUUUCGGAUUGUUGGAUUUCAUUUUAGGCCCAGGACUUCACAGGCUUGUGUAAUAUGCGACCAGUCAGUAUCUCCAAAACAACAGUAGUCUCGAAGGGAAUCAAGUCUGAGAAAACUAGAAUAAUAUAAAGACAAUAACAGUCACUAAAAGGGGGGAUUAUUCAAGCCCCGUGAAAAUGAGACGCACGCUUUAACUGGAAUACUAGAUUUUAUGAUCAGAAGACGAUAGACGAAAUAAAGAUCUCCAACAUGUUUAAACGAGGCUGUGGGCUGGAGUUCCUGUUCAUCCUCUGUGGACUGGAGCUGUCCUGGUCGUGCCCGCGCCACUGCAUCUGCUACACCGCGCCCAGUACGGUCAGUUGCCAGGCCCACAACUUCCUGACGGUCCCCGAGGGCAUCCCCGCCCAGAGCGAGCGCAUCUUCCUGCAGAACAACAAGAUCCAGCAGCUCCUGCGGGGCCACUUCAGCCCCUCCACCGUCAUGCUCUGGCUCUACUCCAACAACAUCUCCUACAUCCAGCCCUCCACCUUCCAGGGCCUGACCCAGCUGGAGGAGCUGGACCUGGGGGACAACCGCCACCUGGGCUCCCUGGCCCCCGACACCUUCCACGGGCUGAGCCGGCUCCACGCCCUCCACCUGUACCACUGUGGCCUCGGCGGCCUGCCCACCGGCAUCUUCCAAGGCCUGCACAACCUGCAGUACCUCUACCUACAGGACAACCAGCUGGACUUCCUGGAGGAUGACCUGUUUGUGGACCUGCUGAACCUGAGCCACCUGUUUCUGCACGGGAACCGCCUGUGGAGCCUCCACCAGAACACCUUCCGCGGGCUGGGUGGACUGGACCGCCUGCUGCUGCACCACAACCGGCUGCAGUGGGUGCACCGGCUGGCCUUCCACGACCUGCGGCGCCUCACCACCCUCUACCUGUUCAACAACUCCCUGACGGAGCUUUCGGGAGAGUGCCUGGCCCAGCUGCCGGCGCUGGAGUACCUGCGGCUCAACGACAACCCGUGGGAGUGUGACUGCAAGGCGCUGUCGCUGUGGGACUGGCUGCAGCGCUUCCGCGGCUCCACCUCCUUGCUGCUGUGCCGUGCCCCGCCCGAGCUGGUGGAGAAGGACAUGAAGCAUCUGCGCAAGGAGGAAUUCCCCAGCUGCUCCGGCUCCGAGUCCCUGCACCAGACCAAGGGCGGCCCCUGGCCCGGCAGCGACAAGGUGUCCAUGAAGAAGGAGCACCACCCCCACCCUCACCCCCACCCGCACCCGCACCACCCCCACCUGCCCCACCACGACCAGCACUACCCCUUCUCCCCCUCACCCCUGCCCCGCCCCCCGCCGUCCAUCGAGGGGGCGGUGGCGGGGUCGGGGGGGUCGCCUCCACAGAGGCCCAGCCGGUCUCGGAACUGCACCCGGCAGCGCGGCCGGGGGGGGAAAGGGAAGGGACAGAACGAGGUGCACACCUUGAAGGAAAUGCCCGACAAGGAGUACUCGCCUCUCGAUUUCUCCCCGGGGGGCGACAAGUACGACCCCUCCAUCCCGGGUGGCUCCCCUCCACGGCGGAAGCACAAGUGCACCCCCAGAGCCUCCGUGCGACCCCCGAGCGGAGUCCAGCAAGCGACCAACCGGGCGCCGGCCCGCCUCUGCCUGUCUAUCCUCUAUGCUAUUGCAGUUCUCCUUGUGCCCCUGACCGCUGAUAUACUUCGCUGACCAGCCGAGGGGUGCUACAGCGAUACCACAAACUAUCAGUCCCAAGACAGACUCUAGCUCCUACACUGCAAGCCGUGCAUGUAUGAACGUGUGUUUGUGUGUGACUGCGUGUGUGAGUGUGAGUGUGUGCGUGUGUGUGUGUGUGUGUGUGUGUGUGUGUGUGUGUGUGUGUGUGUACGGAGCUUCGUCUUUUCAAGAAUUUGAGGUAGAGAAGUCAAUAUCAAACAUCAAAUGUAAGGGACGCAAGCCAAAAGGCUAAAAAAAAAAAAAGUG
This is a messenger RNA of Megalops cyprinoides (Indo-Pacific tarpon), 2239 nucleotides long. It is a transcript of the gene rtn4rl1b, whose product is annotated as reticulon 4 receptor-like 1b. Bases 512 to 1966 code for a protein of 484 amino acids. The record is from RefSeq and is a predicted model, not a curated record. NCBI's taxonomy places the organism in Eukaryota, Metazoa, Chordata, Actinopteri, Elopiformes, Megalopidae. Gene Ontology annotation, molecular function: protein binding. Gene Ontology annotation, cellular component: plasma membrane. The transcript is spliced from 3 exons.